Messenger RNA from Cyprinus carpio (common carp), 7840 nucleotides. RefSeq names its product shroom family member 4 (gene shroom4). Gene Ontology annotation, biological process: actin filament organization. Lineage: Eukaryota; Metazoa; Chordata; Actinopteri; Cypriniformes; Cyprinidae. Gene Ontology annotation, molecular function: actin filament binding. Gene Ontology annotation, cellular component: adherens junction; cortical actin cytoskeleton; apical plasma membrane. The record is from RefSeq and is a predicted model, not a curated record.
CUCACACCUCAAGAUAUUAUCAUUUCGUGGUUUAUCCACCCUUGUUUGCUAUCAAUCACGAUCUCAGUUACUACAAAGAAUUUCAAUGUAAAUUUAACAUGCUGGUAUAACAGAAACUCUAUACCCUUAAUGGUUUUAUAAUGGCUUCACUUAAGGACUUAACCCUGGUUUAAUGGCUUUUUAUAUCCAGAGUUAAUGUUCCACACACUUGUGCACUAACCUCAGAUUUGUGGUAUAAAAGAUGGGCUGCAUCCCAGUUUGACUACUUAUACUAUGGCCUAAAAGUAUGUUUUCUUUUUGUAAUAAAAAAGUAGAUACUUUUGAGUUUGUAGCAGAAGGGCGUCCUGUCAUUGUGCAGUGAUCAAUCAUCUUGUUACAGUUUACACCUCCAUACAGUACAGUUCAUUCAUUUAUGCUUAGUUUAUUCCAGCAUUUCCACAGAUGGACAGCAGACCUGUUAUUGAAACACGUUGUGUGCUCAUCAUUCAAUGUGUUUGUCCAGUCAAUGUUUCUAACCUCAUUAAAAUGCAAUUUUUUUCCCACAAAGUCUAUGGACACCAAAACAGUUUAGUUGCCAACAUUCUUCAAAAUACCUACUUCCGUGUCCAACUGAAGAACAUUUUAAACAACACAAGGGUGAAUAAAUGACUACAGAAUUUUCAUUUGUGGGGAAACUGUCCCUAUAAGAAUGACUGGGUUAACGGUUUCAACUGAAGAGCCCAUUAGUGGGAGGUUGUGUACACAAUUAUAAUUUGUCCUACACAUGAUUGUUGGAUUUUCUUGUGUUGUCAGUGUUGCAGUUGUUAAUCAGAAUGACCCCAUUUUGACUUUCAUCAGCCAUUCUGAUUAGAGCAGGAAAAGCUGUUUAUUAAGCACAGCUGAUAUGAGUUAAACUUCAUUUUAUUCUCUUUCUCAGGCAGUUGCUGGAAUAACAAAUCGCACAUUGUUGCCUCUCAGAUGUGCUUUGCAUUGUUGUGCUUUCUUCACUAUUGAAAAGAGCAAGAAUACAUGUACCUGGCCUCAUGCCCCAACGACAAUGCACCACUUCAAUCAUUUUGUCUUGUUCAACCAAUUUGUUUCCCGUUUUUUCACAUACAGUAUAUCCUCCUCUGCUCUUUCUCUCUCUCUCUCUCCACCCCCCUUACUCUCUCACCACUACUGGCCGAAAUUGACUGCUCUCCCAGGGAGACAGGAAGCGGCCCUCACAUUUUUCCCCCAUUCAAACAAUAAUAGGAGAGAAUGCUAGGUAUUAUUUUAGCAGUGGCUUGCCGCUUUAUCUCCCCCAAACAUAGUUUCCUCUUCGUCUGAGCACCGCUUCCUCUCCCCCAAAUGUCAUUAGAGCGAGUGAGUGGGAGGUUGUGUGUGUGAGUAUGCGAGCGAGAGAGAGAGAAUAUGCCGUUUGGUCUUCAGUUGUGACUUGAAAUAUUGAGAGAGAGAGUGUGUGCUGCUGUUUGAGAGGGGAAGUGGGGGGGGAGUGUUUGUCUGUUAAUUUUUUCCUGGACUAGGAAUCUGGUCAGAGCCUCAGGCUGCUUCAUUACAGCUAAAUGACCACCAACCUUCACUCAUGUGAGCAUCGAAGCCGUUAGGGUCCUGAUAAAGACUGACCACUCACAGCAGAAACCGCAGACCUCAGGGUUGUCCUUUGACUCGAAGUGUCUACUGAUGGUUUAGACCUGAACUUCACCUUGAACCUGAAGCUGAACAGUCUUUGAUGGGACUCGUCUCAAGAAUAUUUCUCUUACUUUGAGAACAUCUGGAGUUGACUGAAGUGUUGCGCAGUGUGCCAGUGAUCCGUCCCCACUCUUGGCAUCUGGCAAAGCUGUCAGAGGCACCCUGCACUACGGGCACUGGUGACUCCUCAGAUGGCCCCCCGGCUAUGCAGCUCCACUUUGCACCUCUCAGUGUACCUUGGCACUCCGGCGGUGACAAUAGUGAGCUGUCCAGGCAGUGGGGCCAUAUCUCCAGGCACUACAGCACAGACCGCAGUAGCUCAAUAGGAAGUAUGGAGAGUCUGGAGAAUCCACCCAACCAGGGUUACUAUGACAGUCAGCUGUCUCCCAUUGAUCCUGUCAUCUUCAACAACAAACGUGACUCUGCUUACAGUUCAUUCUCAGCCAGCUCAAACACAUCCGAUUACACUGUCCCCAUCAAGCCUGAGGAUACCAACUCUAUGGACAGUCUUCUCCAGGGUUUUGGUUCUUCCUGCAGGUAUCCAGAGGGAGGCCAACAUUGUGCCCCCAGUGGCCAUGGAAACCAGCAGGAAGAGUGUGGACACUCCAAGAUACUGUCUGACAGAACUGAGGCUAAAGUCCGACCAGCGUCCUAUGGCUGUGAGGAAGAACAUUGUGCUCCACCACAGCCACCCAUGAGGAAGGACAGUUUUAGGGCUACUAGAGGCCAACCAACAGAUAAACGCUGUGUGUCUGCUCCUGUAGGCAUCCCAAGUGUAACCAGCUGCAUGGUUGAAGAUCAAUCCCAAAUCCAGGAAGUUCUGACUGGUAGUGUUUAUUUGAAUGGAACACAAGACAAUGAGAAAGAACGUAAAGGAUGCACCAAUGAACCUUAUUACACCUUCAACUCUAAGACAGACUCUGAAGGAGAUAGCAAAGCAACUGACUGUGAGAAAAAACAAUUGGAGAGCUAUUCAGAAUCUGUGGUGGCAUCUACACCUCCUCUCAGUCCAUUUUCACAAAGGAAUAGGGAUGAGAACUUAGAUGCCCAACCAGAAUGUAAUAUCCAGUCAGCAAUGCAUAGACACAGUGCACCUGAGAAACUUCUAGCUUCUCAGCUGCAUAUGAUGGAUUUUACUGGUGACAAAAAUGAUUGUGCAUCUCCAACUUGUCAGUGGUCACUGAGUUUUCUGAGUGAUACUAGUCCAAAUACGGCCCAGGCCAACUGGGGAAUGAGUAGAUGUUCCACACCUGGUUCAGUGGCAACUUCCGAACUUGAGGAUCCCAGGUUAGAGGAGGAUCCUCUAGAUUCUGGACAGAAUUUCUCGGGGCAGCCCAGUAAUGUCUCUGGAAAUCCCAUGGAGAAUGGAUUCUCCACUGCUAACUCUCAGACCAGUGAGAAGAACUUUGGAUCUGUAGCUGUUAACGUGUGUGUGGACACUCAUCUGAAUGAGAAUGGGCGAGAAGUGAGCGUAGAUGAUGGUAGCAUCACAAAGCAAUCACAGAAACGUCAGUUCCGUAGCUCCAAGUCACGUCGUAGAAGUGAGCGUUUUGCCACAAACCUCAGAAACGAGAUCCAGAGGAAGAAGGCCCAGCUGCAGAAGAGCAGAAACCCUUGUGGUGAGGAGACUGUGGAAGAAGAGGUUGCAGAUCUCAACGUGGAGGCAGUAGCUCCUCCAGAGCACCAUCAACCCAGACCACAAACCUUCUCAAGUCCUCUUACCAGUCCUCCGACUGUCCAAAUAUCCGAACGGACACCUCAACAAGAUACAACCCAAGUUGAGAACCAAUCCAGAACCAGGGCUGUGUGCUCCCAGACAUCUCAGACCCAAACCCAUAUCUCUCAAAAUGCCAAACAAGUGUGUGUGCAUGUGGUGGAGGAGAUAGCCCCUGCAGGUAAACCACGGAGAUGGCGCUGGACACCAGAAUACAAGCUUCAACCGGAAACUGAGCCCUCAGAGAUUAAGAGAAAUGAGGCUACUGAACAGAUGAGUUCUGGGAAAAUGGGUUCAACAAGAGGGAGGGCAGGUUCCUCCAGUAGUCGCUUGGGUAGAUCGGACGAGUGUGAUAUUCUUCCCUUUGCAGACCGCAGGAGGUUUUUUGAAGAGACUAGCAGAAAGUUGAGUCAGUCUGUAACAAACUUGUCAAGUCUGACAAAUCGAAAUCAGAGACUAGAGAAGCCGAGUAGACCGAACUAUCCAUCCUCACCUGAACCUCUUGAAAUGGCCACUAACCUGGGCCGGAGGAGGUUUUCGUAUCAAGAUGUGCCCUACGUCAACUCACUGGACACUGGGAGACAGUUUAUGAGUACCCAACAAGACCAAGAAAAAUUGAGGAAGAGGCUGGUAGAGAGAGAGAAGGAAAAAGAAAGAGAGCAAGAGAGAGUCAAAGAGCAAGAGAAACUUCGAGAACAAGAGCGGGAGAAGGAAAGAUUAAGGAAAGAGAGGGAAAAAGAGCAACAAAGGGUAAAAGACUGGGAGGAGAGGCAAAGAAUGCUGCAGAGAGAACAAGAAAGGGAAUCCAGGAGAGAACCUGUUUGUUCUGAACACAAUAUGAGCGGUGACAUGGUUCCUCAGUCUUUAUCUCACGAUGCCUAUCGGAAACAGCCGCCCAGUCCUCAGGUUCCUUCCUCUCUGCAGUCCUCUGAGCAUUUCUAUAGCAACACUACCACCAACAUCCAAAAGCCUUGCUCAGCGUUCCACCCAGUGACCACCCAGCACAAUCAGUAUGAUGACUACCACGUGAAUCCCCCCUACAAGGCCAGGAGCUACACCCCAGCUGAGGCCCACCCUGCGCAGGAACAGGAACAGGCAAAAAAACUAAACAGAAAUUUCAGCAUAACAGAGAGGGACUACUCAAGGUGUAGGAGAGACUCCAAGACAGGAGAGGGUGCUGCUGUUCCUAGCUUCAUGGGUCAGUGUGGCAACAUGACAGGUGGCCGUACUGAGGAGCAUCUUUUUUCACCCCUUAGAAACCGUGCUAUGUCAGAAAAUGACAUUCGUGUGGACACACAAAAUUUUCAUAAUCACACCAAUGUCACGCCAAGCAGAAUGCGUGCGUCCACUCUCGGUGACCUGGAUGAGAAUGGAGUAUGUGUCGGUGAAGUAAAAAAGAAAAAAGGGCCUCCGCCUCCUCGUCCACCGCCCCCGAAAUGGGAUCAGUUCCACAAGAGACGGGCAUCUCACCAUAACCUCUUCUCCUCCCCACCACUCUAUAACUCUCCCUCUUCCUCUCCACCUCGACCACAGCCCCCCAGUGUGUCUGAAAUGACACGUCAUCGCUCCUGUAGUCUUCCUCCAAGGGAGGUCUCAGAGAGCCAUCACUGCUGCGGUCAAGGGUACUCUGUGGCUCCCCCCAGCCCUGCUUUUACACGUCGGGCCUUUAAACCUGUAGCCCUGCCCCCAAGAGAGAGAGACAUGAGGAGAGAACUUCAUCAACCUUUGCCGCAGCCUGAACCACACACAAGAAUACCUGUCCACAAUGCUGCAGUGUCAGAUGAGCCUAGAGUCACACUGGUGAAGCCCAUCUUUUCUGAGCAUCGAGCUGAGUGGAACCGCUCCAGUCCUCACUACCAAGCACAAGGCACCACCAGGUCUCAUGAAGUCCCAGUGAACAGUUUGUCAACUGCACCCGUGUGUCCCGAAUCCUACUUCUCCAUGAACAACUACCACUUGCAGCCCUACCAAGCAGGCUUCCCUGGAACAGUUUACAAAAACCAGCUUAUUUCCUCCCGCAGUCCUAACAGUAUUGAAGAUGGAAACCAGCCCCUGGAGACAGACAUAGAUGAGAUCAGUGAGAAUGAGCGGUUAGGAGAAAUUGACAGAAGGGAAGGAGAGGACAGGAUGGAGAUGCAGGGUUUUGCUCGACCAGUCAUAGUGCUGGAGACAGACAUUGACAACAUGCCUGAGGAAGGGGCUCCUUCAGCGAGAAACAUUAGAGGGCAGAGGGCCGCUUUGGUGGACUCCAUUCUAGAGGAUGAUUAUGGUUUAUCUAGGAAAGAGCUGAUUGGAGAGUUAUUUCCACACAGUGUAAAUAAAGAGAUGGGUGGAGAGAGCUGGAGAGGAGGCCACCCAAUUAGCGGAGGAACACUAGAGAGGCCCUCUAGACUGGGAACAUCCACAGUACAAGUUUCACGAUCAGCCUGUUAUGACAUGUCAGCUGACAACCCGCAACUUCUUGCCAGGUUUCGAGAGAUCUCAGAGAGGAAAGAGGUGGAGGAAGAACUCAAUUAUAAGAAGCAGCUGAUGGAGAGCCUUCGUAAAAAGUUGGGUGUCCUGCGUGAGGCACAGAGGGGCCUGCAAGAGGAUAUUCGUGCCAAUGCUCAGCUGGGAGAAGAGGUAGAGAGCCUGGUGCUCGCUAUCUGCAAGCCCAACGAGGUGGACAAGUACCGCAUGUUCAUCGGUGACCUAGACAAGGUGACCAGCCUGCUGUUGUCCCUUUCUGGGAGACUGAUCCGGGUAGAAAGUGCCUUGGACUGCGUGGACCCAGAGACUGGCCACCACGAGAGGCUACAACUUCUGGAAAAGAAGAAGCAGCUGCUGGUGCAGAUGGGAGAGGCUCAGGAGCUCAAGGAGCAUGUGGACCGGCGUGAGCAGGCGGUUGGCAAGGUGCUGGAAUGUUGCCUGACUCCAGAACAGAUGCGUGACUACAGUCACUUUGUGAAGAUGAAAGCAGCCCUACUGGUAGAGCAGAGGCAACUGGAUGACAAGAUCAGGCUCGGCGAGGAGCAGCUCAGGGGACUCCGAGAGAGCCUCGGCCUGGGGCUGGGGGUUGGGAUGGGGUACGGACAGUACUGAAAAGUGCUGAAUGAGUGUAUGUAUAACGGGAUUUGAGAUGGACCAAAAAAACUUUGAACUGCAGUGUGUUCUAAAGAAAGGACAUUACAUUGACGUGACAGUUGAGUACAGAACAGCACAACUAUCACAGACUUAUGUUCAGUUCAAUUCGAAAACACUACAUCACUACUUGAAGUUGUCUGUUAGGACUUCAGCUGCACUAACAACCUUUUUCUUUUUCUUUUUGCGCUUACUCCGUUAACAUCUGACACCGCCAAAGAACGCAUGUGUGCAUAUACUUCUCAUUGAAUACAGCAGGGGGAGUGUCCAUGCACUGCUAUUUAUUUAUUUAUGUGUGUAUAUAUUCAUACGCACAAUAUAUAUAAAUAUCUUUCAUUCUGGUUUUACAGUCAAAUUGCUUUAAUAAUUUACAGCCUCACAUUGCAUGUAUUCAAUUUCAUUCCGUUCUUUGGCAUGGUAAACGUUAUUGUUCUGUUUAAGAUGUUUUGUUUUGUUAAAUAUUUGUAUGAAAACGUGUACAUAGUGGAUGCCUGAAGUGCAUCUUUAAGUCACAGAAGUUUCAUUCUGUCAUAACUGGAACUUUUCUUAAACGAAAUGGUGUGGCGUAUUAUUGCAGUGUUUUCAAAAGGGGCCAUUUAUAUUUACUUUUCAUAUUCAGUAUGCCUUAUAGUACUUGCUACACUUUUCUCAGAUUAUUGCCAAAGAUAAAAUGUAUGCCUACGUAAGAAUAUAAAUGUGCUGUGCCUGUUUUGAGAAAUGACGUGCAUAAAUGUCUUGAGAAGAUCAGCCUUGCUUUACCAAAGCUCUUAUAUUGACAUGUUUUUGAAUAAGAGUUUUUAGUUAAAUGAGAUGCACUGUUUAACCCUUAUUUCAUCUCCCAACAUGGCAACUUUUGAGGCGAUUGCUACUAGAUUUCCUUUUCUUUGUGAGAAACAGGACAUUUCUUUAGAAGGAAGGAGAAUGCUGCUUUGUUUACCAUUUACUGCCUUGAAAGUGUCGUCUUUGUCUUUUUUUUUAUGGCAAAACAAGGAGCUUGAGAUGAAGAUUAAGGAGAGACAAAGAAGAGUGAGAUCAAGUUAAUUUGUAUUUGAAGGGCUUGUGGUAUAGGAACAUGGAAUGAAUGUAUGUAUUUGGUUGCAAAAUUGCAGAUCAAAAAGGUAAAUGUGCCUUUGUGCUUAUUUUGUCCCUUUUUUGCUUCACUUUGUAUAAAAUUGAUAGUUUAAUAACUAUAAACUACUCUUGUUUGUUUUGUUGUAUCAUACGUUGUAAACAGCAUAGUGCUGAAGAUGAAAGGAAAUACUUGGUCUAUUGAUAAUUUUCCUUUUUUUUAUUGAAAAGAUUGACAUGUACAAUUAAAAACAAUAUCUUAUCAGG